AAACCGCCUGAAAAUGUCUUUACUGUAAAUGUUUACAAAAUAUGCGUCAAAUUAAGGUUAUAAACCCUUGAAAACUGUAGUUUGUCCAGCCCGAAUGGCUUAAUUAUACAUAUGUGGAAAAAUGUUCCAUUACCUUAGUGCCUUUUUUUACUCCCUGAAAGAUUUUCUUGUGGAAUAUGUAGAUAUCGACUAUUCUCUAUGGUUAACCUGGGUCUUGACGCCUAUAAUAAUCACUUUCCUUCUACCAGCCGUUAUUAUCUUGCUCCUCUACAUGUCAGCCAUCAUAUUUUUCAUCUAUAAAUGGCACAGAGAGCGGUUAAAAGAUGCUUAUGAUGAUAACUUUUUUCAUGGUGCUAUCAAGACUGUUGCAGCUGUCUGGGAUGCCCACGGUUGGCUGUGGCACGGUUGGGAAGUUGUCGGCGAAGAGAAUAUCCCGAAAGAUUCCGGAGCCUUGCUCAUCUACUACCAUGGUGCUCUUCCGAUUGAUGUGUAUUAUUUACUUGCUAGAACGUACCUCAACCAAAACCGACUAAUUCACACAGUUGGGGAUAGAUUUUUAUUUAAAAUUCCAGGCUGGAAGAUAUUGACAGAGGUUCUGAAAAUCAUACCUGGAACAGUGCAGUCCUGCUCGGCUGUUCUGAAGGAAAAUAACAUGCUAGCCAUUUCACCAGGCGGAGUUUACGAAGCUCAAUUUGGCGAUUGUUACUACCAUUUAAUGUGGAAAAAAAGGCUUGGCUUCGCCAAAGUGGCAAUAGAUGCUAAAACUCCUGUCAUUCCAUUUUUUACUGAAAACAUUCGAGAAGCAUUCCGAUGUCUUGGUAUUGGUAGACGCUUACUGCUGCGACUCUACCUAGCCACAAAAAUACCAUUAGUUCCUAUCUAUGGAGGCUUCCCAGUCAAAUUACGGACAUACAUUGGUAAACCCAUCAUUUUCGAAGAUGGAGUCACCCCAGAAGAGGUCCAAAUUAAGGUUGCCGCUGCAGUCGAAGAGCUAAUCCAAAAACAUCAGAGAGUUCCUGGCUCGAUUACGCGAGCCCUCUUUGAUCGCUUUUAUACAAAUCCCAAAGAUAAGAAAACCUAGUUCUGGUCAUGAGGAUGAUGAAUCCAAGUUCGAGUCCACACUCUUACAUGUUUGUAUUCCAUGUUGCAUACAAAUAAUUUCCAGUAAGUUCUUAACUAUGUGAUAUUUUUACUUCAGUGCAAACUUUGAACUGUAUCUCUGAGGCCAUGGCUUGCUUAAUGACAAAAUAGACAAAAAGGUUAAUGAGAAAAUUUGCUCAAAGAGAGAGGAAGUUUUGAGCUCUCUUCCAUUUUCAAGAGUAUCAUGCUUUCAAACCAGUAUUAGUGAAAUUCAGAAAAAUACCAUUCUUUUUUCGCUCUAACAAACCUUGAAGUAAAUCAGAGGGAAACGUAUUCAAAAUUUAAAAAAUACCAACUUGUCUAGUGACUUUAGGAUAUGUUGCUGGUUUGUUUGACUCUCUGAUUUUUGAUGAUUGAAAAAUCAAAUCAGCAUGCGCAAACAGCCUCUUGUUUCUAUGUAAGAUUUCAUUAAAAUUUGAUCAAAAUUUCAAAUCUCAAUCAAUAUUAUCACUUUGAUGCUGUUAAAAUCAAAGAUUUGUUAAAAGUUUGGAAUGCUUACAUGGAACAGCUCUUUUUCACCUUUUUUAAAAAUGUAGUAAUUUUAUUUUUACAAUGAUAUAAAAACUACAGAUUGGCUAAUCCUAUGCUCUGUGAACAGUGAGCUUUGUACCCUAGGAGCAAAAGUUAGGUUGAGACAAAGAUAAUCUUUAUUUCUUUGGAUUCCAUUAUUUUCAUGCGACUCUCCUGAAUUCGGACUCGCAUCAAAUUUAAAAGAAACCAUUUGAAAAUCUGUGUCCAUGUCUAAAAUUUAGUUACGCUUCAAGUGGGUUUAUUUUGAGAAUUUCAACAAUGAAUUCUUCAUUAUUCAAAAACUUCCUUAAGAGCUCAUGCUAUUUUUAGGUUUGGUGGUUAGGACGAGAACAGCUCGCACCCCUGCCUGCAUAUUGAAAGUCAGCUCCAUAUCGGGUACAUUUUAACAGGCCCCCAUAAACCUAUAGUCUUUAUAUCGUUGAUCUAAAAAUGAUACACGAAAGAAGCACUUUAAUUCAAGUGCAGUUAAGGGAAUCUUGCAUGUUUGUGGUGAGAAAA
This is a messenger RNA of Bemisia tabaci, 2169 nucleotides long. RefSeq names its product DGAT1/2-independent enzyme synthesizing storage lipids. NCBI's taxonomy places the organism in Eukaryota, Metazoa, Arthropoda, Insecta, Hemiptera, Aleyrodidae. Gene Ontology annotation, cellular component: membrane. The record is from RefSeq and is a predicted model, not a curated record. Gene Ontology annotation, molecular function: acyltransferase activity.